UCAUGAACCUGAUCUAGAUAUGAAAAUAAUUUAUGACAGAAUUGAAUUACUAAUCAUCCAAUUAUUAUCAUAUUGAAAUCAUUAUUCAUAAUUUACUUCAUUAUCAAUCAUGAUUUAACAUAAUCAAUGUUUGACUAAUUAUUUCCAUGUUUGAGGAUUUUAAAGUUUGACCAUAUCUUGAAAAUCUUCAGAAGUGUCUCAUAGGUUGUCACCUGUCGGGGGACAGGAGAAAGGUCCCUUCAGAUUCCCCCACGGGCGUGGACCAUACCGCGCCUCACAGUUGUGCCACUAUAUAAACAUCCAACAUACAGGAUUAUGUCAGAUCAAGUAUCCACAAGCAAACAUGGCAUUCAAACUUGUCAGCUUCGCAGCUCUUCUGGCUGUAGCCCGCGCCGGCAUUCCCUUAGCUGCGCCAGCCUACUCGUACUCCAGUAUUUCGUCUCCAAUUGCUCAUCUUGCACCAGCAGCACCCGCAUAUGCCAAAAUUGCCACCUACUCUUCCCCCACCAUUUCUUAUGCCUCACCAAUAGCUAAAGUAGCCACCAUUUCUGCCCCAACUUACCACUACGCUGCUCCAACUUAUUCUGUUGCUCAUGCACCAGUAGCUUAUGCUGCUCCAAUUGCCAAGGCUAUUGUCCCCGUAGCUAAGACCAUCGUUGCUGAACCAUCUGCCCCAGCUCACUACGAUUUUGGAUACUCCGUCAACGACCCCCACACCGGAGACAGCAAAUCUCAACAAGAAUCUCGCCGUGGUGAUGUUGUCCAAGGCAGCUACUCCCUCAUUGAAGCCGAUGGAUCCAAACGUAUUGUAGAAUACACCGCUGAUCCACACAAUGGUUUCAACGCUGUCGUACACAAGGAACCAGCUGCAGUUGCUGUAAAAGCAGCAGUACCAGUCGUUGCGAAAUAUGCCGCUCCAUUGACAUAUGCUUCACCAAUUGUUAAAUACGCUGCUCCUUUGACUUAUGCUGCACCAGCAUAUGCCAAAAUUGCCGCCGCUCCAGCUAUCACCUACCACCAUUAAUUUUACUGGAUUUGACCAAACUGAUGUUACCAUUUUGAUUUAUAUCGUUGACUCGUUUAUAUAGUUGUAGGCUUAUUAUUUAUUUUUAUAGUAUAGGCUGUAUGAAUGCCAUAAUAAAAAGUUUGAUAUAA
This is a messenger RNA of Harmonia axyridis, 1155 nucleotides long. Its product is annotated as larval cuticle protein A3A-like. The transcript has 2 exons. Gene Ontology annotation, cellular component: extracellular matrix. NCBI's taxonomy places the organism in Eukaryota, Metazoa, Arthropoda, Insecta, Coleoptera, Coccinellidae. Bases 344 to 1024 code for a protein of 226 amino acids. The record is from RefSeq and is a predicted model, not a curated record.